Heterocephalus glaber (naked mole-rat) is the source of this 4850-nucleotide messenger RNA. RefSeq names its product glutamyl-prolyl-tRNA synthetase 1 (gene Eprs1). Gene Ontology annotation, molecular function: ATP binding; glutamate-tRNA ligase activity; proline-tRNA ligase activity. Gene Ontology annotation, biological process: translation; prolyl-tRNA aminoacylation; glutamyl-tRNA aminoacylation. Gene Ontology annotation, cellular component: cytoplasm; aminoacyl-tRNA synthetase multienzyme complex. The record is from RefSeq and is a predicted model, not a curated record. Lineage: Eukaryota; Metazoa; Chordata; Mammalia; Rodentia; Bathyergidae.
GCGCGGGGUGGGACGAAGGCUGCGGCGGCGGCUGGGGGAAGGCACACGUUGCUUCUCUGGCGUGCGGCGACUUGGGCGACGCGGGCCGGCCGACCGAGCAGAUGGCGACGCUGUGUCUCACCGUGAACGCGGGGGCCCCUCCCCUGGAAGCCUUGCUGGCGGCAGAGCACGUGAAGGAGGAUGUCAGCAUUUCUGUGGAAGGAGGAAAAGAGAAUGUUCUUCGUGUUUCUGAAAACGUGGCGUUCACAGACGUAUAUUCCAUACUUCGCUACCUGGCUCGAGUUGCAGCUACAGCCGGGCUGUACGGCGCUAACGUGAUGGAACACGCUGAGAUUGAUCACUGGCUGGAGUUUAGUGCUACAAAAUUGGCUUCCUGUGCUUCGUUUGCUUCUGCAGUCAACGAGCUUAAUCAUUGCCUGUCUCUGAGGACAUUCUUAGUUGGAAACUCCUUGACCUUAGCAGAUUUUUGUGUGUGGGCCGCCCUAAAAGGAAAUGCUGCGUGGCAAGAAGAGGCAACGCAGAGCAAAGGCCCGGUGCACGUGAAGCGCUGGUUCAGCUUCCUCGAAGCCCAGCGAGUCUUCCAGUCAGUCAGUGCCAAGUGGGGUGUCCCAGCCAGCAAGACCCAGGCGGCUUCGGAGAAGAAGCAAGAUGUUGGGAAGUUCGUGGAGCUUCCAGGCGCAGAGAUGGGGAAGGUCACCGUGAGGUUUCCUCCAGAGGCCAGUGGUUACUUACACAUUGGGCAUGCAAAAGCUGCUCUCCUGAACCAGCACUACCAGGUUAACUUUAAAGGGAAACUGAUCAUGAGAUUUGAUGACACAAAUCCUGAGAAAGAAAAGGAAGAUUUUGAGAAGGUUAUCUUGGAAGAUGUUGCGAUGUUGCAUAUCAAGCCAGAUCAAUUUACUUAUACCUCAGAUCAUUUUGAAACUAUCAUGAAAUAUGCAGAGAAGCUGAUUAAAGAAGGGAAGGCUUAUGUGGACGAUACUCCCGCGGAGCAGAUGAAAGCAGAACGUGAACAGAGGGUGGAAUCCAGACAUAGAAGCAACUCUGUUGAAAAGAAUCUGCAAAUGUGGGAAGAAAUGAAAAAAGGGAGCCAGUUCGGUCAGUCCUGUUGUUUGAGAGCAAAAAUUGACAUGAGUAGUAACAAUGGGUGUAUGAGGGACCCCACCCUUUAUCGCUGCAAAAUCCAGCCGCACCCAAGAACCGGAAGUAGAUACAAUGUUUAUCCAACGUAUGACUUUGCCUGCCCCAUAGUGGACAGCAUCGAAGGUGUCACUCAUGCCCUGAGAACCACGGAGUACCAUGACCGGGACGAGCAGUUUUACUGGGUCAUUGAGGCUUUGGGCAUAAGAAAGCCAUACAUCUGGGAGUACAGUCGGCUAAAUCUCAACAACACAGUGCUGUCCAAGAGAAAGCUCACUUGGUUUGUCCACGAAGGACUGGUCGAUGGCUGGGACGACCCACGGUUCCCCACGGUGCGUGGAGUGCUGCGGAGAGGCAUGACGGUGGAGGGGCUGAAGCAGUUCAUCGCCGCUCAGGGCUCCUCACGUUCAGUUGUGAACAUGGAAUGGGACAAAAUCUGGGCAUUCAACAAAAAGCUGCGAGCUCUCUGUAAGAAGGUCAUUGACCCUGUGGCUCCAAGGUACGUGGCGCUGCUGAAGAAGGAAGUGGUCCCCGUGCUCGUCCCCGAGGUGCAGGAGGAGAUGAAGGAGGCUGCCAGACACCCGAAGAACCCCGAGGUGGGCCUGAAGCCCGUGUGGUACAGCCCCAGGGUGCUCAUUGAAGGAGCCGAUGCCGAGACACUCACGGAGGGGGAGACAGUGACCUUCAUCAACUGGGGCAACAUCAGCAUAACUAAGAUACACAGAAAUGCAGAUGGAAAAAUUGUAUCUCUUGAUGGAAAAUUGAACUUGGAGAAUAAAGACUAUAAGAAAACCACUAAGAUCACCUGGCUCGCGGAGACUGCACAGGCUCUUCCUGUCCCAACAAUCUGUGUCACUUACGAGCACUUGAUCACAAAGCCGGUGCUAGGGAAGGACGAGGACUUCAAGCAGUACAUCAACAAGAACAGCAAGCGUGAAGAGCUAAUGCUGGGGGAUCCCUGCCUUAAGGAUUUGAAGAAAGGAGACAUUAUUCAGUUGCAGAGAAGAGGGUUCUUCAUCUGCGAUCAGCCCUAUGAGCCUGUUAGCCCAUAUAGUUGCAAAGAAGCCCCCUGCAUUUUGAUAUACAUUCCUGAUGGACAUACAAAGGAAAUGCCAACAUCUGGGUCAAAGGAAAAGACCAAAGGAGAAGCCACAAAAACAGAGAUGAGUCCUUCUCUUAAGGAAAGACCAGCACCUCCUGUGUAUAAAUCCUGGGCUCCAUCUGAGGAUUUCCUGGUCCUUUACAACCGAGUGGCUACCCAGGGGGACACAGUGCGAGAAUUAAAGGCCAGAAAAGCAGCCAAGGAAGACAUAGAUGCAGCAGUAAAACAGCUCCUGGCUCUGAAAGCCGAAUACAAAGAGAUGACUGGCCAGGAGUAUAAACCUGGGAGCCCUCCCGCUGCAGGGGCCCAGGAGGCUGCUUCUCAGUCACCAGCUGCCGCUCUGGAAAGCAGAUCUCUGUACGACAGAGUCGCCGCACAAGGGGAGCUGGUUCGAAAGCUGAAAGCUGAGAAAGCCCUCAAGGCUAAAAUAAACCAAGCUGUUGAGUGCUUACUGUCCCUGAAAGCCGAGUACAAAGAGAAGACUGGGAAGGAGUACGUGCCCGGCCAGCCGCCGGCCCCAAGCUCCAAGUCCAGCCCUGCUGGGGACCGGGAGUCCUCGGGCCCAGAGGCACCGGAGGCCCAGGUGCUGUUUGCCAGGGUAGCUGCUCAGGGAGAAGUGGUUCGGAAACUUAAAGCUGAAAAGGCUUCCAAGGACCAGGUGGACCCCGCCGUGCAGGUGCUGCUGCAGCUGAAGGCGCAGUACAAGGCCCUGGCGGGGGUGGAGUAUAAGCCCGUGUCUGCCACCGGUGCUGACGACAGAGACAAGAAGAAGAAAGACAAGGAGAACAAAUCCGAAAAGCAGAAUAAGCCUCAGAAAGCACAUGACGGCCACGGCAAAGAGCCUUUUAAUAGCCAGGGGAGCGGGCCGACACCCGGCGGUGCCGGAGAAGGGCAGGGCCCCAGGAAGCAAACGCGGUUGGGUCUUGAGGCAAAAAAAGAAGAAAAUCUUGCCGAUUGGUAUUCUCAGGUCAUCACAAAGUCAGAGAUGAUCGAGUACUACGAUGUGAGUGGCUGCUAUAUCCUCCGGCCCUGGGCGUACUCCAUCUGGGAGUCCAUCAAGGCCUUCUUCGAUGCUGAGAUCAAGAAGCUCGGCGUUGAGAACUGCUACUUCCCCAUCUUCGUGUCUCAGAGCGCGCUGGAGAAGGAGAAGACUCAUGUUGCUGACUUUGCCCCAGAGGUGGCCUGGGUUACGCGGUCCGGGAAGACGGAGCUGGCAGAGCCGAUUGCUAUCCGCCCGACCAGCGAGACAGUCAUGUACCCUGCCUAUGCGAAGUGGGUGCAGUCCCACCGGGACCUGCCUAUCCGGCUCAAUCAGUGGUGCAAUGUGGUGCGCUGGGAGUUCAAGCACCCGCAGCCUUUCCUGCGCACCCGAGAGUUCCUCUGGCAGGAGGGGCACAGCGCCUUCGCCACUUUUGAAGAAGCAGCAGAAGAGGUCCUGCAGAUCCUUGAGCUGUACACGCGGGUGUAUGAGGAGCUCCUGGCCAUCCCCGUGGUCAAGGGCAGGAAGACGGAGAAGGAGAAGUUUGCAGGCGGAGACUACACAACCACGGUGGAGGCCUUCAUAUCCGCCAGCGGCAGGGCCAUCCAGGGCGCAACGUCACAUCAUUUAGGCCAGAAUUUUUCCAAAAUGUGUGAGAUCGUUUUUGAAGAUCCCAAGACACCAGGAGAGAAGCAGUUUGCUUACCAGUGCUCCUGGGGGCUGACCACACGCACCAUUGGGGUGAUGGUCAUGGUCCACGGGGACAACACGGGCUUGGUCCUGCCGCCCCGGGUGGCCUCCGUGCAGGUGGUGGUCAUCCCUUGCGGCAUCACGAAUGCGCUGUCCGAGGGAGACCGAGAGGCGCUGAUGGUGAAGUGCAGCGACUACUGCAGGCGACUGCUCGGGGCCGACAUCCGCACCCGCGUCGACCUUCGAGACAACUACUCUCCGGGCUGGAAGUUCAAUCACUGGGAGCUCAAGGGAGUUCCGAUCAGACUCGAAGUUGGGCCCCGCGACAUGAAGAGUUGUCAGUUUGUAGCUGUGAGGCGAGAUACCGGAGAGAAGCUGACGAUAGCGGAAAGUGAGGCCGAGGCGAAGCUAGAGGCUCUGCUGGAAGACAUCCACGCCAGCCUCUUCAGAAGGGCUUCUGAAGACCUGAAGACCCACAUGGUAGUGGCAGACACAAUGGAAGACUUUCAGAAGACGCUAGAUGCUGGGAAGGUCGCCCAGAUCCCGUUCUGCGGGGAGAUCGACUGCGAGGAUUGGAUCAAGAAGACCACCACCAGGGACCAGGACCUGGAGCCCGGGGCCCCAUCCAUGGGCGCCAAGAGCCUCUGCAUCCCCUUCCGGCCGCUGCAGGAGCUGCAGCCCGGAGCCCGGUGCGUGUGCGGCAAGAACCCCGCCAAGUUCUACACCUUGUUCGGCCGGAGCUACUGAGGGCAAAGCAGCACUCUCCUCCUCCACUUUUUAAAGAAUUGCUACCGGUGUCUUCUCGGAUACAGUUUUCUGAUUUUUUAUAAAAAUAAAACUAGUAAAAGGCGGUCACACGAGACAACUAUUCCUAUGCCUGAGUUGCCGGUGGGAAAGACUUUCCUGUAAACAACCUGGAAAUAAAUACCAUGAACUAGC